AUGAGCAACCCGCCUUCGUCACCAUUCCGCCACGGCACUACGGUCGAUCAAGAACUAGCCUACUACAAGGCACAAUAUGAACAGCUGGAAGUCGAGUUACAGGAGUUCCAGCAAUCUAGUAGAGAGCUCGAGGCCGAGCUCGAGAAAGAUGUCGAGGCGUCCGAAAAGAGAGAGCGGAAAUUGAAGGAGCGCGUCGAGAGUCUAGGCUUCGAGGUCGACGAAUGGAAGACCAAGUACAAACAAUCAAAGGCUGAGGCGAAUGCGGCGCAAACCAAACUGCAGAAAGAGAUCACAACCAUGCGCGAAACCACCCGGACGCUACAGCUGAAACUCCGAGAUAUCGAAGUCGACAACGACGAUUACGAGCGCCAGGCCCGCAACACAACAUCAUCGCUGGAGGAACUCGAAUCAAAAUACAAUGUCGCAAUCGAGAGAGGCGUCCUGAUGGAAGAGGAGAUGCGCGCUGGUGAACAAGAGCGAGAAGACUUGCGCAUCCAGACACAACGACUCCGCGACGAGUUGUCUGACCUUCGCAUCGAGGCAGACAUCACUCGCGAGAAACUGCGCCUGUCCGAAUCAGGUUCUCGCCGCUACCGCGAUCUGACCCCCGUACGACGCCCGUCUGCACUGCACGCCCGCUCGCCCACUUCAUCACGCACUGCUGCGUCCUCGCCCACUGUCUCCACCCCUCCACCUGUCAGAUCCGAGAUGUCCACACUCUCAGACACCCCCACACCUCCAUCUCCGCCCCUCUCCGAUGCGUCUGGCAAUCCCAUGUCCAGAAUGCUUCCACCACCAAAGAAAAACCCGCUGGUACCAGAGCCGACUUCGACUCCUCGCGCCUCUCUCAACCCGAACACCAUUAGGCCUGCACGCCAUUCACGCGGUCCAUCCUAUGCGACUACUACAACCCCCUCAACGAAACGACGCACCACUCUCCAAUCACGACCUAGCGUCGGCUCGGAAGGUGUACCGAGAUCGGGCUCAUUAUAUCAGAUCAAGGGCUUAAUUGGCAGAAUGCAAAAAAUUGAAGAGAGAGUGCAAUCAGUACGUUCGAAGCUGCCACCACCAAACGCAAACACUCCGAGAGCAGCGAACACACCAAAGGGGUCACCACGAAUCGGCGCGCUCACUGGUGGCUCGUUCAUGGCCAAUAGCAUUACUGUUAGAAACAGGAGCAAGCACACAAGCAACAGCACGAGCUCAUCUACGAGGCAAGAAGACAGCCACCUGCCACCUCCCACGCCGAGAUCGACGAGCGCAAGUGGACACGUUAAACACCUAUCAUUUGGAGGUCAACGACCACAUCCACUGGAAAGAGCAAGCACAUCCAUCGCAUCCAUGUCCACAGCCACUAGAGAGUCUAGCCGACCAAGCAGCCGGGCCAACAACGUGGGGGAGACAGGAUCGUUCGCUAGACCACCCUCGCGCUCGGGCAAUGCGCCAUACGGUCAGUCGCAAAGCUCAGUCCUCCCUUCAAGGCCUCGCACUUCGAUGGGAGGAACAUUCGCCUCAUCACAGCGCAAUCGUGUGCACCGACAGUCUAACAGCGUGUCCGAGAUGAGAGAGGCUGAGGAAGUAGUCACUCCUACGAUCAAGAGAACAGUAGUCACCACGACCGGUGGAAGUGGGAUUCCAACACCAGGCUUGAAACGGCAGAGCGGAACAGGCUUCGGGAACAGCGUUUCUGGCCGCCGGUCAAGCCUCGCGCCAAGUCAUCAAUCGCAACAAUCGUAUGAUGGCGCGGCGUCAGACAAGUCAUCUCGCAAGCUGAGCGACUUGGGAGAAACGUUCUAG
Aureobasidium namibiae CBS 147.97 is the source of this 1797-nucleotide messenger RNA. RefSeq lists its product as uncharacterized. Gene Ontology annotation, cellular component: kinetochore; kinesin complex; centrosome. The transcript is spliced from 2 exons. The record is from RefSeq and is a predicted model, not a curated record. Gene Ontology annotation, biological process: vesicle transport along microtubule; mitotic centrosome separation; microtubule nucleation. Bases 1 to 1797 code for a protein of 598 amino acids. Gene Ontology annotation, molecular function: microtubule binding. Lineage: Eukaryota; Fungi; Ascomycota; Dothideomycetes; Dothideales; Saccotheciaceae.